UCUCGAGGAGCGGAUACUUUACCGACUUUUUCCCUCUCUUUCUCUAUCUCCCCACGUUCUUUAUUUCUUCACACUCUCUCCACAAGACUUCUGUUUCUUCCUUUCCUCUUUGAUACAGGGGCAGAGCCGGAGUGCUUUAGUGAAGGACACUGGCGAGGUGGCGUUGUGCCCGUGCGGCGCAAGUUAUCCUGUUGACAGUGACUGUUGAUUUGGACAUGCCGCUGAGGUCCGCCGCUGCAAUUUGAACUGUCCAUACGCACCGGCGCUUACCCUCAGCCUCAGAAAAUACCAUGACUGACCCUACAGCUUAUAGCAAGAAGCUACAAGGAAAAGUGGUUAUCAUCACCGGAGGUGCCAGUGGAAUCGGUGAGGGCACGGCACGUUUGUUCGCCAAUCACGGUGCACGCGCCAUCGUCAUCGCCGACAUCCAAGACCAGCUGGGCCAAGGCGUCGCCGAGUCAAUCGGCUUACACUGCUGCAGGUACAUCCAUUGUGAUGUAACCGAUGAGCAGCAGAUCAAAGCCAUGGUGGAAUCAACGGUGCACAUGUACGGACAGCUUGACAUAAUGUUCAGCAACGCCGGAAUGGUGAGUAAAAACCUCACGACCAUACUGGAGCUAGAUCUAUCAGAUUACGACACGCUGUUUGCAGUGAACGCGAGGGGCAUGGCAGCGUGUGUGAAGCACGCGGCGCGUGCGAUGGUGGAGGGUGGAGUUAAAGGGAGCAUAGUGUGCACGGCGAGCGUGACUGCGACGAUGGGGAGUGACAAGUUUAUUGACUACACGAUGUCCAAGCACGCGGUCUUGGGGCUGAUGAGAUCAGCGAGUAAACAGCUGGGCGCGUACGGAAUAAGGGUGAAUUGCGUGUCGCCGGCGGGAGUGGCCACUCCAUUGGCAUGCGAUGCGGGUCAGAUGGGUGUGGAGGAGACUGAGAAUUAUUUCGGACAGUUAAUGGGUUUGAAAGGGAGGGGGGCGUUGAAAGUGAAACACGUAGCGGAUGCCGUGUUGUUUCUUGCUUCCGACGAUUCUGAGUUUAUUACUGGUCAUAACUUGGUUGUCGACGGUAAUUACCGCCGGUGAGCUUGUCAGAUUACAGGGGAACUCAAUUCUCUCGGGUCACUAUUUUUACUUUCCUUUUUGUGUUGGUGAAGUUAUGUAUCUUGUCGUGUUCUUAUUUGUUUUGAAGCGUGUAAGAUAUUUUAAAAAACAUUUGCUUUAAAAUGUUUCCCAAAACAACUUUUCUUUUAUUUUUAUAUUAAUGAAAAAAAUUAAUCUCCCAGCUUUGUUAUAA
Messenger RNA from Vitis riparia (riverbank grape), 1290 nucleotides. RefSeq names its product nepetalactol-related short-chain-dehydrogenase/reductase 1-like. Lineage: Eukaryota; Viridiplantae; Streptophyta; Magnoliopsida; Vitales; Vitaceae. Gene Ontology annotation, molecular function: oxidoreductase activity. The coding region runs from base 291 to 1079 and encodes 262 amino acids. The record is from RefSeq and is a predicted model, not a curated record. The transcript has a single exon.